Blepharisma stoltei is the source of this 270-nucleotide messenger RNA. The record is from the annotation of a GenBank genome assembly. Lineage: Eukaryota; Ciliophora; Heterotrichea; Heterotrichida; Blepharismidae.
AUGAUGCCAUUGAGCAAGUCUUGUAGUACUAAUUGAGCACUCGCAAGACUUGGUCGAGUCGUUAAAAGUAAACCCAUAUUGGCAUGUAUCGCAAUUUCUAUGUGCAGUUGUUGAGCAGGUUGCACAAUUAGCAAUUGAGCACAAGCAUUUAGAUGAAGUAGAAUCCUAGCUAAACCCGGAUUGAUAAGUAUCGCAAAUUUGUGAAUUAGAUCCUGAGCACAUUUUACAAUUUUCAACUGCACAUGCAGCAGUGCAAUGUCCAGACAUUAA